This is a messenger RNA of Prunus persica (peach), 1257 nucleotides long. Its product is annotated as F-box/kelch-repeat protein At3g06240. Lineage: Eukaryota; Viridiplantae; Streptophyta; Magnoliopsida; Rosales; Rosaceae. Bases 1 to 1257 code for a protein of 418 amino acids. Gene Ontology annotation, molecular function: protein binding. The transcript has a single exon. The record is from RefSeq and is a predicted model, not a curated record.
AUGAUGGAUGUCUUACCUACGGAAAUUCUUAUCGAUAUUCUUUCGAGAUUGUCUGUAAAUUCGGCAUGUUGCAUCAGAUGUGUAUCUAAAGUCUUGUUAAAGACAGUUGACGACCUUCCUUUUGCCACACUGCACAUGCGGCGUUUACCUGAUGUUCAUCAAGUACCUCGACUUAUUCGUCUUGUUGAACCUACCUUUGAUGUACAUAAGAUGUACCCAUUGAAAUACGAUGGCACUGACUUGACAAAGAGCAAGCAUGCAAUUGUUUCUGAAUUCGUGUCCAGUCUGCGUUGGUAUAAGCCUAAUUUUGUUUUCUACAACUUGUUUGGCUUUACUGGUCUUCAUACGAAGAAAGGAAGGUCAUGCUUGCUGGUGAAUCCUUUCAAGGGAGAAGUUCUAAUGCUCCCAACAACGAGUGACCUCCAAGUUCCAAUCAACAGUCUAUGCAAUGGUGAUACGUACGGCAUGGGAUUUGAUAAUAUGACCAACACCUUCAAGAUUAUUCGUGUUUCUUGUCACGAAAAGGACAUCAACACCCAAAUGGCGGCCGAAGUUUUUAUAUUGGGGACAAGCUCAUGGCGGGAGUUACCCUCAGUUCCUCCUUGCCAUCUAACCCAAAAGUCGGCAUGUGCACAUGGAGACAUGCAUUGGUUGGUUCGUGGAGAUGACCACGACUCGUCAUAUGUACGUAUACUUUCCUUCGACUUCAAGAAAGAGGAGUUCUAUUGGACACCUCAUCCCGCCACCUCACAGAAAAUGCAGGAUAUGUUUGAUUUUGUUAACCUGCUUAAUUUCAGGGGUUCUUUGACCCUUGUGGAUGCUUCUUCAUCAGAAGAUAUGAAGAUAUGGGAAUUGAAAAAUUAUGAUAACAAAGAGUGGGUACUAAAUUACAAAAUAAAUGUGCAACAACAUCCGUCUCUUCGUUACUUGAAGGGUACUCUUUUGAUGUGUCGCACUCUUUUUUCUAUAUGUGGAGAAUGGGAGCAUGGCAUAUUUUUCAACCAGGAUAACUUCGUAUUGUUUUUGGAUGUAACACGUGUUAUCGUGAGUAGUGUACGGCUCAAAGGUUCUACAGUCCAUAGUUGUACGGAUAGCAUGAUUUCUCUAAAGAAGUAUGGAGAUUUGGUUGAAGCAGAGCAAGAUAUUGAGAGCCUCAUAUCUGAAGAAAGUUAUGAGUAUCUGACUAAAACUGCAGAAGCAAGUGGGAGAGAUGUGGUUCACUUGAGAACACAGAUGGAGACCGCUUGUAUUUCUUGA